This is a messenger RNA of Thamnophis elegans (Western terrestrial garter snake), 2471 nucleotides long. Its product is annotated as B-cell differentiation antigen CD72-like. The transcript has 8 exons. Gene Ontology annotation, cellular component: plasma membrane. Gene Ontology annotation, molecular function: transmembrane signaling receptor activity. The record is from RefSeq and is a predicted model, not a curated record. Bases 896 to 1990 code for a protein of 364 amino acids. Lineage: Eukaryota; Metazoa; Chordata; Lepidosauria; Squamata; Natricidae.
UGCUAAAGUUAGUUUAGUUUAGUUUAUGGUUGUUAAAUGUUUAUACCCUGUAUUUGCUCAUGAUGCUGUCAUUCUGAUGGCUGCAUGGAGCAGAGUAAAAACGGGACCGAGAUGCAACUUCCAGUAACAGCCUUAGAACCAGCCAUAGAAGAUCCUGCAGGGGUGAUUGUGAAGGAAUCGGGCAGCCAAGGAAUUCGCUGCAGGCGAGAAGCUGGCAGGAAAAGCCUGAAGGAGAAGGUUCUCAGCUAUCCUGAUUGCCUCCACCUACAAACAUCAUGAAGGGCCGUCAAGGAGGGGCCUGGGAAACCCCUGGAUCAGCUCGCUCCGAAGAUCAGAGUUCUGCCUGGCAAUCCCUGGGAUGCCAUAGUUAAACUAUGACUUGAGACCCAUUUUGCAAAGACCCAGAUCCCUAGAGAGGGCUCUGAGGCUGGGAAAAGUGGAAGGAAGGGGGGCCAGCAGCCCGGGGGAAGGACAAUGGAAGCGCCCUGGGGGAGACUGGAGGACCAGGGAGGGACGGUGGUCUCGGAGAAGGUCGAUGUGGUCACUAAGAGCUAGCAACGGCACUGCAGAACCAAGCGAUUCCCCUCCCAGAACCUCUGGCUCACCUGGGAGGCUGCAGGGAUGGGCCAUUCAGUGGGGGGAAGCCGAGCGCUCGUGUCUCGCUGGGCUGGGAAAGUCCACAGAGGCAGCAGUUCAGUCCCUGGAGACGGAGCUUUGGGGCUCCCCACAGGGCCAGAGUUGCGGGAAUUUGGGGCUGGGCUUAGCCAGCUGCUCCCCACCCACCAGAGAGCCACUUCUGCUUUCUGCCUCCCCAGGAGAGCAUUGAGCAGACGCCUCUUGUUGCCCUGCAGUUCCUCCUUUUCGGCCGCUCCGGGGCUGCCUUGGGGGCAGCCGGAUGGCUGGGGGUAUCACCUACGCUGACCUGCGCUUUGCAAGAAGCCCUCCAGAGAAGAGCCAUGGGGAAGAGCCCAAUGAGGGGGAGCUCACCUAUGAGAACCUCCAGGUACCCCUUGGCCUGGAGAAAGAGGCGGCAGAGGGUGACACCCUGAAGAACACCCCAGAACUGCCCUGCUGGGCCACCUUCUGUCAUCGCUGGAGACCAGUGACAACCCGCCCAAUGCUGGGAGCCCUGGCCCUCUGCCUCUUCCUUCUGGCCACCAACAUCACGCUUGGCGUCCAGUACAUGCAGGCCUCCCGGCAGCUCCAGCAAGUAUCUCGCGACCACGCGGCCAAGAGCCUCUUCCUGGGAGAAAGAACCCAGCACCUGCAAGCCAGCCUGGAGAAGAGCCGGCACCGGCUGCGCCUGACCGAGCAGGAGCUCAACUCCACCCAGAAGGAACUCAACUCCACCAAGAAGGAACUCAACUCCACCAAGAAAGAGCUCAAUUCCACCACGGAGGCCCUUUGGCAGAGCCAGGCGGCCAAGAACCAGACUUGGCGGCAGCUGCAGCACCAGGAACUCCUGCUGGGCCAGGCCAACCACAGCCUGGCUCUCCUGCAGAGGGAGCGGGCCAGCCUGGAGAUCAACCUCAGCCAGGCCUCCUCCUGCCGGAAGAUUGGGUGCUGCCCCGACGGAUGGACACUGUUCCGCUGGAAGUGCCUGUGGGCGUCGGAAAAUUGGGAGCCGUGGUGGCAGAGCAAGUUGGCCUGUGAGAAGAAGUCUUCGCAGCUGCUGGUCCUCCAGGAGCCCUGGUCGGUGCGAGAGCUCUGGGAGGCCGUGGGUGAAGCAUUCACCCAGAGUUCCUCGCGUUCAAAUUCGUUCUGGGUCGGACUUCAGAAAGACAAAAAGGUCUGGAAGUGGGUGGACGGUUCCCUCUACAAAGGAAGUGAAACUCUAUAUAACAACUACUACAGCUACUACGACUACAACGCGUUCAUGCACAAUGGGGAACUGUGGUCAGAAAGAUCAUCAACAAAGUACAGAUUCAUCUGCGAGAGGGCAGCCAGUCCUGAGGACCCCUCCCACAAUGGGUGGCAAUGGGGCCCUUGAGAGACUUCGCAUCUCUUUGGACUGCAGGCGGCGAACCAAGUGAAACUGUCUAUUGGCAGCUGCGGCUGAUGCUGCCCACCAGCUCCAGGGCCAGGAUGAAGCCUUCUUCCCAAGAGGUGGAUGCCUCCACUAAGGAAGCAGGUGGCAGCCAGGAUCUUCCUCCUCCAGAACUGACCAUGGGUGGAUGGCAGAGGCAUCCGCAGGGGCUGCCAACCACAUUGAAAUGGUGGGUCCUUUUUAUGUGCUGGGGAGCAUGGCAUGUGCAUUGCAGUUCUGCUCAUGCUCACCCUUUGGACCCAUGGUCCGUGGGCCUUGUGGGUAGCCCUUGAAGAGCAGCCCAAAGGGGAGCCUUUCCUUAGCUUCACCCCGAGGAGGAAACCGCAAAAGCUGGCUGCACCUGGGCCACAUUGCAGGGACCCCCUCAGGAGGCCAUCCUGGUAAGCCUCCGGAGCCUGUGAGUCCAAUAAAGCUGUCCAGCAAG